UUGACGUUGGUAGCGUCAGCUCUCUGCUCCACGAUCCACCGAGGGUCUCCUUCUCCCCACUUAGCCAUCUUUAACUCUCUCUGUCACAUCCGUUGGUUCCAGCUCCGGCUCACUACAACUCCCAGCAGCCUCCGCGCGGCCGGAAGCCUCCCUCCGCCAGAGGAGAAGAAGAAGAAGAAGAGGAAGCAGCUGAAGAUGAUGAAGAAUAAAGCAGACGAGGAAGACUACUGGAACAGCUCCAAGUUUAAAGCCUUCACCUUCGACGAUGAAGACGAUGAGUUCAGCCGGUUAAAGGAGUCGAAGCGGGCGGUGAACAGCAUCCGGCCGCUGGUGGACGAAGACGACGAUGAAGAGGAGGUGGAGAAGGUCAGCUGGAGCGGCGAGCCAGUCGGCAGUAUUUCCUGGUCCGUCAACGAGACAGCAGCGUCCAAUCAGAGGACAGACAGAGAGCCCGCCUUCCCCAAAAUCAACACGGACACAACGAGCAUCAGCAAGAGUCACUCUGGAUACUCUCUCAGCGCGCUGUUCAAAGGAAAAACUAGAGGAGGAAACUUCCAGUUGGUCUCUGACACUCUCAGCGACUCGUCUGUCAGGCUCUACGCUCCAGAACUCCGAAAACCCAAAUCUGAAUACAAGGAUUACGUCAGUGAUUGGUCGCCUGAGGAGACGGUCCAGAGAAUGCAGCAAGGAAAGGCGGUCUCUCUGGAGAAGUUCCGCUCUCUUCAGGACAAGCUGCUGCUGCUGGACUACGCCGUCAGCGCUCACGACGGAAAUGUCAUCACCGCUGUUUUAAUUUAUCUGAAGAGGACUCUGAGUAAAGAGGUUUUGUUUCGGGAGCUGACAGACAGACAGACGGCUCUGAGACAUUUCAUCCACUACCUGACAGAAAGCAAAGACCAGAGGCUGCUGCUGGAGCUGCUAAGAGCUCUGGGCAGGACAGAGGACAUGGCGCUCCUGCAGUAUAAAGAACACCUGGGCAUCGCAGAUGAAAACAAGAGGCGGGACUUCCUGAAGAGCUGCCUCAGUCUGCCGUUUUCUCCAGAAGAUUCCGUUCACGUUGAGGAUCACUACACGCUGCUGGAGAGACAGAUCAUCAUCGAGGCAACAGACGGGCAUGCUGAGCGUGGAGGGAAGCAGGAAAUCUUCCAGAAGUUUCCCAGAAAAGCUUCAAUCCUCAACAUGCCUCUGAUCACCACGCUGUACUACUGCUGCUUCUACCAUUACACCGAGUCAGAGGGAACCUACAGCAGUCCACUCAACAUCCGUCAGACCUUCAAGCUUUCAGAGAAGCAGUUCUUUGUGACGGCGUUGGCGGCGCGGGCGAAGCUGAAGGCGUGGCCCGACGUGGAUGCUCUGUUCACCAGCAGGAACUGGCUCGGCUUCACCAGGAAGAAAUCUCCGCUCAGCUUCCAGAGAGUCGUCGACGUGCUGCACAAGAACUCCGCCCCUACGCAGGUGCUCCAGGACUACGUGGCCCUGGUCGAUGAUGCCGAGCUGAGGAUCACGUUGGCUCAGAAACAUAAAUGUCACGACAUCGUCAUUAACACUUACCGGGACCUGAAGGACCGGCAGCAGUUGCUAGGAUACCGGGCAAAGAUGGCGAGAGGAUCGGCGGAGGAGAGGAAGAUUAACGAACUGCUCAACAACUCGCAAAUCCGGUGGAAGAACUGACGUUCCAACUAAAGACUUUUACUUUGAAAAUAAAGAGGCUGUUUCCUGCGUCAAGAGGAGAGCUUCUCAUUGGUCGCAGACAGCAGCAGUGGGCGGGGCUUAUAUUUCUGCGAGUUGCUUCAACAUUCCUCCUGAUUUUGUAAAUACGAAUGUAACAAAUAAAAACUUUAUUUAAAAAGCUGAA
Molecule: messenger RNA, 1855 nt
Organism: Sander lucioperca (pikeperch)
Lineage: Eukaryota; Metazoa; Chordata; Actinopteri; Perciformes; Percidae
Gene: vipas39
Product: VPS33B interacting protein, apical-basolateral polarity regulator, spe-39 homolog
Exons: 19
Coding region: 196-1671 (491 amino acids)
Biological process (GO): vacuolar transport; intracellular protein transport
Cellular component (GO): cytoplasm
Source: RefSeq, a predicted model, not a curated record